Messenger RNA from Penicillium oxalicum, 1407 nucleotides. RefSeq lists its product as uncharacterized. NCBI's taxonomy places the organism in Eukaryota, Fungi, Ascomycota, Eurotiomycetes, Eurotiales, Aspergillaceae. Bases 1 to 1407 code for a protein of 468 amino acids. The record is from RefSeq and is a predicted model, not a curated record. Gene Ontology annotation, molecular function: phosphatase activity. Gene Ontology annotation, biological process: dephosphorylation. The transcript has a single exon.
AUGCAGGCUCUACUGGCCAUCGCGACGCUAUGUCUCAUCGAGCUUGUCUGUGCAGAACGCAUCUUAGGCGCCUAUAUCUUCCAGCGCCAUGGUGAUCGAACAGCCAAGGGUCUCCCACCGACCAAGCUCACAGACCUCGGUUACCAUCAAGAGUACUUGACUGGUGCAUUUUUUCAUGAGCGAUACGUCUCGGCCAGCUCGCAGCAUCAGAUCGAUGGUAUCAGUUCUAGCGUGGUAGAUAUCGCACAAGUUACUGCCAGUGCACCCCAAGAUACGGUCAUCCAGAUCUCGGGUCAGGCCUUCCUCCAAGGGCUCUAUCCUCCUAUCGGACGAACCGCCAACGAAACACUUCGCAAUGGAACCGUGAUCCACUCUCCUCUUGGCGGGUAUCAGCUCAUUCCCAUAUCAAACGUUGAGUCUGGCACCGGCAGUGAAGACAAGACCUGGUUGCAGAGCGCGUCUGCUUGCAAGAAUGCGCUCUUGAGCAGCAACGAGUAUUACUCCUCAGACUCAUACGAGCAACUGUCCUCCACAACGGGCAGUCUUUAUCAGUCACUGGAGUCGUAUCUCAACCAAACCAUCUCGUCCAAGAAACUCAAUUUCAAAGACGCAUACACGAUUUGGGACCUGCUGAAUGUCGCCUCCAUUCACAAUGCUACAAGCAACCUUCCAUCUGAUCAAGUGAUGCACGAGCUCUCGGCCCUCGCCAACAUUCACGAGUUCAAUCUCGCGUACAACAGCUCAGAGCCCAUUCGCGCAGUAGCCGGUUUGUCACUCGCAGGCCAAGUGCUCACAGCUCUGAACCAAACUAUUGUUUCGGGAGGAAAGACAAAGCUGAGCGUUCAAUUUGGCGCGUAUUCGACCUUUUUGUCUUACUUUGGCCUUGCUGGCCUCGCCAAGGACGCCCGGUUCACCGGAAUCCCCGUUUAUGCGUCAUCCAUGGUUUGGGAGCUCGUCACGAAUGCGACCGGACCAGAGAUGCCCUCCGAUUCAGAGAUCAACGUGCGUUUUAUGUUUCACAACGGAACCAGCAUUGAGGGUUCUACCCAACUCGAGGCUCACCCGUUGUUUGAGCAAUCGGCAUUGGAGAUUCCGUGGACAGAGUUCGUGGCUUCGACCCAGCGAUUCGCCAUCACCUCACAGGAGCAAUGGUGUCAAGCCUGCGGCAACACGGAUGGAGUAUGCUCCAGUUCGAUAAGCACUUCGGCUUCAUCAAAUUUUCCAACAUCUUCUGGGGGCAUGACUCCGCCAGUCGCCGGUGUGAUCGGCGCCAUGGUCACCUUGGGCGUUCUUGGGGGAGCAACUAUGCUCAUUAUUUUCCUUUGCGAUCUUCGACUUGUACGCAAAAGUGCGCUCGCCCGGGAUCCGGAGAUUACGAUCAAAGUCGCUGGCGAAAAGGGGAUUUGA